Cladophialophora psammophila CBS 110553 is the source of this 837-nucleotide messenger RNA. RefSeq lists its product as uncharacterized. The record is from RefSeq and is a predicted model, not a curated record. The transcript has a single exon. NCBI's taxonomy places the organism in Eukaryota, Fungi, Ascomycota, Eurotiomycetes, Chaetothyriales, Herpotrichiellaceae. Bases 1 to 837 code for a protein of 278 amino acids.
AUGCGUUCCACGAAUGAUGAUAGCAGCGUCUCGAGCGCAACGAAAGAGCAUGACCAUCCAGCGCAGGUCGACCUCACCAUCAAGCAAUCACAAGAGAAGACAGUCGCGAUACGGCUGAAAGAACACUUGACCAGCCAUAUCCGAGUAAAUAUUCUCGCCGAGACCGAACUCCUGAUCCUCACUUUCUGCACGGGAAUGCAAGAUGCAACAACCUUCCCAGAUUACCAUUGCUUUGCCUCGAACCAGACUGGAAACACGGUCAUGCUGGCAAUGGCUAUCCUCCUGCCGGACCUGACUGGAAAAUUGUUCAAGACGGAAAACAUUGGGGUGGGUCUGGGGUUCUUCCUGGCUGCAGGAUGGAUAACAGGGCAAGUGGGUCAUCACGUCGGCCCUCGCUCUCGUAUUUGGAUCGUAUUUUGCAAUUUGAUCCAGAGCAUACUCGUCUUCAUGGCGGCUGCCAUUCAAUACGCUUACGGCAUCGAGCUGGAAGGCACAAAAACAAUGGUGGUUAUCGGCUUGCUGGCUUUCGCGGCCGGGAGUCAGGUCGUCCUACCGAGAGCGUUGGCGACCACAGAAAUCAGCACAGCGAUGGCAACGGCUGCAUGGGUUGAUCUGUUAAUCGACCCUCGUCUCUUCGCGGCGAAGAAUCGCCCCCGAAACCGACGAGUAAGCUUUCUUACUGCCCUUGUGGCGGGGGCUUUCUUCGGCGCUGGAAUAUAUCGAGUCAUAGGUCCAGCAACCUCGGUCUUGUUUUCGGCUAUUGGUAAACUCAUCGUGACUCUCAUGUUCUUGUUCAAUAAGGCAGAGAAGGCACAGGAAUCCAGAAGUAUCGUAUGA